Molecule: messenger RNA, 1483 nt
Organism: Scleropages formosus (Asian bonytongue)
Lineage: Eukaryota; Metazoa; Chordata; Actinopteri; Osteoglossiformes; Osteoglossidae
Product: probable G-protein coupled receptor 148
Exons: 1
Coding region: 108-1181 (357 amino acids)
Biological process (GO): G protein-coupled receptor signaling pathway; detection of chemical stimulus involved in sensory perception of smell
Cellular component (GO): membrane
Molecular function (GO): G protein-coupled receptor activity; olfactory receptor activity; odorant binding
Source: RefSeq, a predicted model, not a curated record
UCGAUGGCUUUGAAAUUAGCUGGUCUCUGCGUUUAAACACUUAGUAACAGCCAACAGCUGCAGCUGAACAAGUCAUCUUUCCAACCAGUCUCGAAUCCACCACAACAAUGUCCACAAGGGACUCUGUCUGGUCACUGCUGUGCACUUUUGGGAACUGGUACCACAAAUCUGGCUACGGCGAGAAGCACAGCAGGAUGGCCAACAACUCCAACUCAUCCCUCGGUCCUGUGGAGCUGUUUUUGCAAGAGUGGCAGGUGUUCAUCCCACCGAAGCAGAUGAAAUACUUGCAGGUGUGCCCGAUGGUGAGCUUCCUGGCUGUGUCCCCAGUUGUGCCCGUGAUCCUGGCCAAGGUGCUACGCAGUCCUCACCUACAGCAGGAGACACGGUAUCUGCUUCUUGCCAACGCUCUGCUCAGUGAUCUCGCCUUUGUCUCUGUCUACGCACUGACCUCCGUCUUCAACGCUGCUGGUAUGCUCAUGACCAUGUGGGGCUGCACGGCGCUGUUAUCUCUCCUAGGUGUACUCUUCAGCGCUGGGAUCCUUAGCACCAUGGUCAUGGCACUGGACACUUCUCUAGCUGUGCUGGUGCCCUUGCGCUACUUGGCACUCUGGCCUGUUUCCCGUACCAGGAGAGUGAUUGGGGUCACCUGGGUGUUAUCACUUUUCUUUCCGGUUGCCCUGGUGGGGGCUUUCCUGUGGUUUCACUCUCCCAGCCCCUGCACUUCACACAUCUGCUCUCUGCCCCUGCUUAUGGUGCUCACAGUCAGCCACUCUGCUCCACUGAAGGUGACCAUGCUUUUGACAGUCACCAGCAUCUUGGUCAUCCUACUGCUGGUUUUCUGUGGGUAUGUCAUGCUUUACUGGAAGACCUGGCAUUCAGGGGUAUGGAGGGGUGAGCAGUGCUCGCGAGGCAGGGGCACCUUCUUCAUCCACUACCUGCACCUGUUCCUCUCCUUUUUCCCUAUGGUGAUGCUUGUCGUUGAGCUGCUGCUGUACUCGCAGCUGAGCACAGCUGACCUGAAGACCAGGCUUUGGGUCUCCCUAAUAGUUUGCAACGUGCUGCUCGUGCUGCCCAAAGUACUGGCUCCAUAUAUGUAUGGGUUCCGCUACAGGGACCUGCGUUGCAGUCUGCUGAACUUUUAUGGCCUGCACUGUAAAGCAGUGGUGUCCCCUCAGAUGUAAAAGCUUGAGUGCUUUAUGUUUACUUUACCAAGGGUCACCUUUCCUUCCAGCUCGAUAAAUGAUAUUUUAAACACAGUAAGAUAGAUGCAUUUGGCCUAUAAAUUAAGGUAGAGUCAUGUAUACCUGUUAUGAGCAAUUAUUAUUGAUACAUUUGCAACUGCAGCAGCAUCACACGGCAGUCUUAGAGCUUAUAGACUUUACCACAUAUUGCCAUGAUUAUUGUUAUAGGCAGACCCAAAACAGUUUCUGUUUUCAAAAGUAAAUGUUUGGACUAAUAUAUUUAUGUUCUGUUUUAAACUGUU